Molecule: messenger RNA, 1305 nt
Organism: Xenia sp. Carnegie-2017
Lineage: Eukaryota; Metazoa; Cnidaria; Anthozoa; Malacalcyonacea; Xeniidae
Product: serine/threonine-protein kinase/endoribonuclease IRE1-like
Exons: 5
Coding region: 1-1305 (434 amino acids)
Biological process (GO): intrinsic apoptotic signaling pathway in response to endoplasmic reticulum stress; protein phosphorylation; IRE1-mediated unfolded protein response
Cellular component (GO): IRE1-TRAF2-ASK1 complex
Molecular function (GO): RNA endonuclease activity; ATP binding; protein serine/threonine kinase activity
Source: RefSeq, a predicted model, not a curated record
AUGGCUGAAUCAGAAAUCACAAGUGGUGAUGAUGCUAAAGAUGUCGGAAGUUCUUCUGGUGUUGAAAAUACAAAACAAGAAAAACAGUUUCCAAAGUGGAAAUGCACUGAAAAAUCAACAAAGCACAGAAAAUUGUUGCUAAAGUUGAUAGAAUAUGACCGUGAUCCCAAUGUCAAGGUUGAAAAUGUGGGCGAUGUACGUGUAAUUUUCUCAGACGAGUUUUGCAUCGGCAAAGGAAAUAAUGAAACCCGUGUUUAUCUUGGACUGAGAAAGGAUGGUUUCGGCAAAGCAGUGAAACGAAUACGUCGAGAUAACUGCUUCAAGGAUGCACUGCAAGAAAAGGAAAUUUUAAAUGAUUUCAACGCAAAAAAGUCGAGAUAUGUUGUAAACUAUUCCAACAUAGAAGAUGAAAUUGGAUCAGAAUAUGUUUAUUUGAUAUUAGACUUAUGUGAAGAAUCGCUGGAGAAUUUUCCAUCCAAUGUUCUCCGAGACUCACAAAGCAAAUUUCUCAUAGCUGACUUUGGUAUCAGUCGAAUAUUAAACAAUGGUUAUAAGACAUAUAAAAGCAAGGGUAACAUGGGAACUGAGGAUUGGAUUGCUCCUGAAUCAUACUGUGAAGAUAAUGAUUCAGUCGAUAAAGGACGAUACAAAAAAGACCGCGUUUUCAUUAUUGUAGAAUGCAGGGAUGGUGGCUUAUUAUGUUGCAACAAAAGGAAACAUCCUUUGGAAAUAAGCCGAGAGACUGACAACAUGUUGAAUGGGAAACCUGUUGGCUUGGACAAAAUCAAGGAUGAGACACUGAAUGAUCUUCUUUUGUGGAUGUUAAAUCUAAAACCUGAAGAUCGUCCAUCUGCCAUUCAAGCGUUAAAACACCCAUUUCUUAUGUCAGAUGACGAUAAGUUUGACUUUCUAUGUAAAGUUGGAAACCAACAGCCAAUAAAGACAAGCGAUAACGAGUCAAGUGUCGUCAAACAAUUAAAUAGCAAGUAUUCAAAUUGGGAAAGUUUUAUAGACAUUGAUGUAUAUGAUUAUUUAAGAACAGACGAGGAAAAGGGAAAAAUGAAAACUUAUGGUCCUUCAUUGACAAAAUGCCUGAGACUAAUUCGAAAUGUAGGCCAACAUUGGUACGAUCGACCACAGCCAAGACCACAACCAUUUUAUAAGAUUGGCGAUCACAAGGCAUUUUUUCUCAAGACAUUUCCCAAUCUCCCUGCUUGGGUGCAUGCUGCUGUGAGGUCAAAUGAAGAAUUUAGAAACUAUGAAGAACUCGAGAACUUUUUCAAUGAAAGCAAACCACAUCAGUAA